AGAAAUCGAUAGUAAAUAACAGUAAUUUAAUUAAAUAAUUCACGGAAUUUAUGGCCGGCGUAUAAAAUGUUUUGGAAAACACUUUAAAUGUUUCUGUCCACAAUAAAUUGUAUCCUCGUGUGACGAAAAGUGAGAUCAUUAUAUACGCUGUUGACACUGCUGAAAAAUGUGUUCAUUGUCUGCGCUGAAGUGUCCGCUUUGUGCGCAGACAAAUUUUCCCAAUAUCGACGCCUUACGUGUCAGUUUAAUUAAGGCUGCAAAUGGACCGUUGGCCUGUCCCAUUUGUCAUGAGCUGUUUUUGGGUUUGGACAAGCUUACCAUACAUCUAUUCAGUCAUACCACUGUCAUGAUGAGCGAAACGUCAGAAGAACCCGUUGUCACAGCGGACAUUAAACGAACAGAACAAGCAAUAAAAAAGGUCGAGAAUAAAUUUGAAGGAGAAGAGACAAGCAUUUCCACAGCAGCGGCAAUGAAACGUGUAAGCAAGGAAAAGAAAACUAAGAAGACACGACCGCCCGUCGAGGAUACAACGAAAACGAUGCAAGGCGUUAACGGAAAUAUUACGUUUAGUACGCAAACAGCCAAAAGUACGAGCAGUGUAGAUGCUAAUGCGCCGGUUGCUAAACUUUCUACUUGUGAUAUUUGUGAGUUCACAUUUCGUGACGAGGAACUUCGCGACAUGCAUUUUCGUUUGGUACAUCAGAAUAUAAGUAACAAUAGCGACGAACUUCAAGCGAAUGCCUCCUGCGUCACCGAACCCGAUUUUAAAUGUCACCUCUGUUCGAAGACCUUCAAAAUGAAGGGUUCCCUGCGCGUUCAUCUUAAAGUAGUCCAUCUUAUGUGUCUACCUUACACGGGCAACAGUCCCAAAUUGAGUAUCUGCGAUCGUAUACGUCAUAAGGAAACGAAGUUCGGAACCCUCUCCAACAAGAGUUCGACCAGUGUAGCGCAACCCAUGCCGUUGAAAGUCGAAAAUAACGGUGCACAUGUACUGCAGCCAACAGUAACGAAGCCAUUGUCCCAAAAUCAAAUAACAUUCGCGGCGAAUGCGUCACAAUCGACAGCGCAGGUGCCUAGCAGUUUUACAUUCGGCACAUUAACUUUGUUGCCGGCACCAACAGUCGCGGCGAACACCUCGGGUAACGUGUUAAAUUUAAAUAAUAACGGUGAAUUGCUACAUACUGUGGACGGCGCGCCAUUAAAUUCAAAUGUACUGCUAGUAAUCAAUACAAAUCCCGCCACGGCAUCGAGUUGCGAGAAGGCCUCAGCUAUUGCCGGUGGCACUAGCCUGUCGAAUGUGUUGAUGAAUAGUGGCAAGGAGCUAAUGGAGCAGCAGAGUAAAAACUCAACAGAGAACAACAAAUUGUGGAAGUGCAAUGAGUGCGCCAAAACCUUUACGACAAAAUAUUUUCUCAAAAAGCACAAACGUUUGCAUACGGGUGAGAUGCCGUACACUUGUGAGAUUUGUGCGCGAACCUUUACUUUCCAGCAGUCAUAUCACAAGCAUCUACUCUAUCAUAGUAAUGAAAAACCUCAUGUUUGCUCAACUUGUGGACGUGCCUUUAAGGAAUUGUCAACGCUGCACAAUCAUGAACGAAUACAUAGUGGUGAGAAGCCCUUCAAGUGUGAAGUGUGUGGUAAAUGUUUCCGCCAACGCGUUUCAUUUCUGGUACACACUCGCAUCCAUACCGGCAUCAUGCCAUACAAAUGUGAGGUGUGUCAAAAAAGUUUCCGUUAUAAGGUCUCACAACGAACACACAAAUGCCAGCCAACACAAUGCGCGCCAGAUGAUGCUGUGGAAGGUGCCACACUUGGCAAUGAAGCGGGGAAUAGCAUGGACAAGCAGACGCUCGAACACACUGCCGAUGAUAUAUCGGAGAAUUUCAUUAAAGAAUUUCUGGAGAAUACCCGCGUAAAUAUAGGCGAUGCACAGAACUCUCCAGCAAGCGCCGAAAUUGCCGCGAUCAACGCUGCUAGUGAUUGCAACGGCAAUGUCGAUGAGGCACUACUCACCAAAACUAUCGACGAUAUAAUUGUUGAGUCGUGUCAUAAAAUGGGCAUUGGUACUCAAGACCAACAUUUGUCUUCCAGACAUAUGCGUUCUUCUGUGGCUGCGCCAGUUCCCUGCAGUGAUGUUUGCAAUUCACCAACACAGAAAUUACAAAAUAUGCGCCUUUAUUCACCACAAUUAAUGACAGGCAUGCCCGAAGAUGUUAGUGAUAAUGUCGAUAAUAUAUUUCCACGAUUUUUACUAGACGAUGGGGGAAACAAUAUGCUUUGAAAACUUGCAAUAUGCUUGAGAAAAUCAUUAUGAUGCAAUUGUCAGCUUAGUAAAUGUUUUUGAUACAUAAAUUAUUAGUGUUCGAUUCGCCAAUUCUUUGCUAUGCUUUCUUGCCAGAAUUGUAUGUAAUUGUCUCGUAUUUCGUUUGUAUUUAUUUUGCUUGUUCGAUUCGCCGCUCUCUAAUGUUUGAAGAUUUGGAGACCAUUUUUUUGUAAUUAAAUAUAUUGUUGGCAUUAAGAAAAGUGCAGUGAUAAUUGUUUGAAUGUAUGUAUAAUUAUUAUUAUUAUUACCAUAAUACAAAUGUUUUUUUAUAAAAUUAUACGAGUUAUGGUUAGUUUUUCAAAAAAAUAUAAAUUUACUACAAAUUUCUCUUAGUUUCUAUAUUUGCAUUGGUAAAGGCGAGACAAAAAAUGAAAUUGCGUUCUUCUUA
Molecule: messenger RNA, 2711 nt
Organism: Zeugodacus cucurbitae (melon fly)
Lineage: Eukaryota; Metazoa; Arthropoda; Insecta; Diptera; Tephritidae
Product: zinc finger protein 43
Exons: 3
Coding region: 167-2281 (704 amino acids)
Biological process (GO): regulation of transcription by RNA polymerase II
Cellular component (GO): nucleus
Molecular function (GO): RNA polymerase II cis-regulatory region sequence-specific DNA binding; DNA-binding transcription factor activity, RNA polymerase II-specific
Source: RefSeq, a predicted model, not a curated record